AUGUCAAAUGCAAAAGUUUUAAAUUGUUCAACGUCGAUAAGACAUCCAACAACAACAGCUACAAUCAGAGGUGCCGGUGAUUACAACUUGCGACAAACAACGAAUGUAAAUCGACAGAAUUCCUUUAAACAUAAAACGAUGGCGAAUGAAAUGAUUGGAGAAAAGACGACGACGACGACGACAACCGCAACACAAAAAGUCAAAGAGAUAAAAAAGUUGAAUGCCAAUAAUCUUUCACCUUUGAAUUCACCGCAAUUGAUUCGAUCAACUCGGGCGAGAGUUGCUGAAAAUAACGGGUGGAAUAACAGCAUCAAAGUGAAAAGUUCAUGUUCGAGUGGCAGUAACUCGGUUGAGUCCAUUGUUCCUAAAUAUCAGAUUGCGACAAACGCCUCGGUGCUGUCACAAAAGCGAUCGUAUUUGAAUCAAACGACGACCGUGAACAAGUUGACAAAUAAAACCAUGAACAUGCGAAACGAUAAGAGUAAAAAGGAAAUAAACGAAAACUCAUCGACGCAGAAAUCGAUCGAGAAUGGAAGUUUGAAGAAAAAGACUGUCUCACCUGCCACUGCCAAAAAGCUACUUAAGUCAACAUUCCCAUCAUCAUCAUCGCCAACAAAAGCAUUCUCGGCUAAAUUUCCGAAUGGUUUGCCGUUCGAAAAUGAGUUCUAUCAUUAUCGUAAAAACAAUCAUCGUUCAUCUGUUGCGUCUGAUUCGACGACGAGUAAUAAUAGUAGCGAUGAUUUUGCAAAUAAUCAACGGUUAUCGAACUCUCCCUAUCAAGAUGAGUUCAGAAGGAAUCCUUCAAACGAUGCACUCUACGUUGACUUCACACUCAAAUCAUUCGAAAGAUUUGAUUCGGAUGAAGAGAAGUGUAAGAAGAAAAUUAUAAAUAAAUCAACGACUCUAUCAACGAAGACGAAAUAUAUUCUCACCGACAAGAACUGCUUCUACGAGAUUGAAACUAGCAAAAGUUCAAACAGUUCAAUAAAAUCAAACGAAAGUCAGCAACAGGUGGUGGACUUUAUGACAGCACAAACAUCAAAACGUGUUGAGAGAAAUGCUGGUGACGCGGCGUCAGGAGUUGUGUACGUUACAAGUGCAAACAUUUUUCCGAAAUGCAAUCGUCCCCAAACCGACAACGGCAUCGGUCAAGCUGAGUAA
This is a messenger RNA of Clunio marinus, 1161 nucleotides long. The record is from the annotation of a GenBank genome assembly. NCBI's taxonomy places the organism in Eukaryota, Metazoa, Arthropoda, Insecta, Diptera, Chironomidae.